This is a messenger RNA of Morus notabilis, 1051 nucleotides long. RefSeq names its product cytochrome c oxidase subunit 6b-1. Lineage: Eukaryota; Viridiplantae; Streptophyta; Magnoliopsida; Rosales; Moraceae. The record is from RefSeq and is a predicted model, not a curated record. Gene Ontology annotation, cellular component: mitochondrion; respiratory chain complex IV.
CUCUCUCUCUCCUAUCUUCAACUAUUUUCUCUCUCCUCGCCGCCUAUCGAAGACGAAGAAGAAGAUAGACAGCGAGCUGACCAGAUCGCUUCCUCUUUCCCCAAAUGGCGGAGGCGCAACAACAAGACCGGGCCCCAACCCUAUCCGAGCAAUACCUAUUGGAGGGGAAAGAGGAGAAGGUAGCUGUGGAUUCUAAGCCCGUGGAAGUAAAAGAGGUUGAAAAUCCAGGGAAAACUGAACCCAAGGAAGUUAUUGCCGAGAAAACUGAGGAACCACCAGCAGUUGCUGCCGAGGAAAGCACUGAAGUCGUUGGUGGUGGCGGUGAAGAAAGUAGCAAAUCCACCCCUUCUGCUCCUGCUGAUGAAAGUACCAAAUCCAAUCCUGCCCGUGUUGAAAACAGCUCUGAAGCUGCUACUGAGGAAAGCAGUGAAAAUGCUGAAGACUCGGGUGAUCAAGAAGUUGCAGAAGAGGCACCAGAGAUUAAGCUUGAGACAGCACCAGCAGAUUUUCGUUUCCCAACAAGGCACUGCUUUACUCGUUACAUUGAGUAUCAUCGGUGUGUGGCUGCAAAGGGAGAAGAUGCUCCAGAGUGUGAGAAGUUUCAGAAAUAUUAUCGUUCUCUUUGUCCUGGUGAAUGGGUCGAGAGGUGGAAUGAGCAAAGGGAGAAUGGAGCCUUUCCAGGUCCUCUGUAGACAGAUAGUGCUUGUUUAAAAGCUUCAUAUGCUUUGCAUACUGCUUUUCUGUCCAAGUUGGUAUUCUGAUAGAUGAACUUUCUUGAUGAGAAUUGAACUCUCAGGGAAUUUCUUAAACAAUGAGUUAAUAAGAAAUUUUGGCUUGUUUCCGAAUACAGAAAAUUUAUUGCUCAUAAAACAAUGUCAUUUACUGACAUCAAAAUGAGGAAAGCUUCUCUUCUUUAUGGUGUUUCUCCGGCUUAAAUGUUGUGCAUAGUUAUAACGUCAAUUUUCUGCGAUCCCAUUUAUCUGGGUAUGUGUUACAUUAUUUGGUUAAGGCAGUAUUCUGGUGUGCUUGCUCAUCUUUCUUAUUUUAAAAA